Messenger RNA from Drosophila bipectinata, 1217 nucleotides. RefSeq lists its product as uncharacterized. NCBI's taxonomy places the organism in Eukaryota, Metazoa, Arthropoda, Insecta, Diptera, Drosophilidae. The record is from RefSeq and is a predicted model, not a curated record.
CGGCGCGCAGCCGCGAUCCCCGAAUCAUUUCCAGUCGGUAGUCGGUCGAGAGGCGAAAAGUAUCAGCAUCCCAUCCGAGAGUUCAGAGAAAUGGCAGCUCGUUUCAUAAUCAGUGCGCUCCUGCUGGCUAGUCCGGCUGUCUGGGGCAAGCCCACCUUCGGACGGGAGCACGUCCACAUCCGCAUCCACUUGCCGGAGAGCGGUGGUGGCGACCACGGAGGCCAUGGAGGCGGUGACUUCGGAGGAUAUAGCGGUGGUGGCGGCGGCGGCGGCGGUGGCUACGAGAUCCACUCCCACGAUGGCGGCUAUAGUGGAGGCGGCGGUGGAGGAGGUGGUGGCGGCCAUGUGAGCACUUACGCCAUCAUCACAGAAAACCACGGUUACAGCGCUGGCGGCGGCGGAGGUCACAGCUCCGGCGGCGGCUACAGCCACGGUGGUGGUCACGGUUCCGGACACGAUGACGCCAAGAUUGCCGCCAUUGCAGCUGCUGCUGGUUCCUCUUCCGGAGGAGGCGGCGGUCACGGCGGACACGGCGCUGGAGGAGACUACGGUGGCCACGCCAUUGCCAAUAUUGCUGCCAUUGCCGCCAGCUCGGACUCCUCCGCUCACGGAGGCAGCAGCGGAUACGGUGGCUACUCCGGCGGUGGAUACAGCGGAGGUGGUGGUUACAGCAGCGGCGGUGGUCACGAUGCCGUCAUUGGCGCCGCCAUUGCUUCCAGUGACUCCCAUGGAUCGUCCGGCGGAUACGGCGGUGGCUCCUCCUACAGCGGCGGAUCCUCCUACAGCAGCGGAUCCUCAUACAGCAGUGGAGGAUACAGCAGCGGAGGCUACAGCAGCGGAGGAUAUAGCGGCGGACAUGGCUACAGCAGCGGAGGCGGCUCCAGCUACGACACUCAAGUAGUGGCGGCUGCAGCAGCCUCUGGCAGCGGUGGCUCCUACGGAGGAUCCUCCGGCGGCGGCGGUGGCGGCAGCGGUGAUGGCUACAGCUAUUCGGCGCCCGCCGCCGGCGGCUGGUCGGGAUCCAGCUCCAACUGGCGGUAGGCAGAGGGCGGCUGCUCAUCCCCGGCCUGGCCAUUCGGUCGUCUAGUCUACUCAAUGCUCAUGUCCUCCAGCUCCCAUUCCAACCAUCCCUCCAUGGACCUAACUUAUAUAUGCAGAUCAUCCUACAUCCCACACCAGAUGUGCCCAACAAAAUAAACCAUGCUAGUGUAAAAUUA